CCGGACAGCGUCCGCGCUCGGCCGGCCCUCCCGCCGCCUGUUUGUGAAUGAGACGCUCAGUUUCUCAAUGGAGCCGCGGGGGGCUCGGGCGGACGCGGCGCGGCCGCAGCGCUGGCCCUGAGCCCGGAGGGGGGCGCCUUUUCCUCGCUCCCUCCCCUCUUCCCUCCCUCCCGCCGCCGCGGCUUUUGAGGAACGGGGCUGAGAGGCCGCCGCGUAGGUCGCCGGGGCCCGCAUCCCCGAGGACUCCGCCUCACGCUCCGGAGGAGCCGGAGCGCGGCCGAGGGAGCCAGAUGCCGAGGAGGCCGGCGGCCUUCGGGAAAUUUCCGCCGAGACCCUCCGCUCUGGGCUUAGAAAGUUGUUGAGUUCGUAUUUCCUUUUUAAAUCCCGGUUGGCUAUUAGCUCUUCGCCGGCACCUUUUUUUUUUUUUUUUCCGGGAGAGGAGGGGGAGUGCGGGGAAAGGAGAGAAGAAAAUAAAAAAGGAUUUCCGCCCGGAGAGAGCGACAGUUGUGAGAGCUUUUCCUUCAGAAGACAGGAGCGGCGUUCGCGGCCGCCGCGGGCGCCCGGCCCCGCCGGCCCCACCAUGCGCGAGCCGGCCUCCGGCUGUUGAGGCACGGAGACGCGGAAGCGUCGGCCGGCAGCACCGGGCUCUCGGCGCUCCCGGGCGCGUUCGGUCGGCCGGGCGGCGGCGGCGGCGGCGGGAUGGAGCCCGCGACCGCGCCCCAGCCCGACAUGGCGCCGGAGCUGACCCCGGAGGAGGAGCAGGCCACCAAGCAGUUUCUUGAAGAGAUUAACAAGUGGACAGUUCAGUACAAUGUUUCCCCUCUCUCUUGGAAUGUGGCUGUCAAGUUCCUCAUGGCCCGGAAGUUUGAUGUGCUCCGUGCCAUAGAGUUGUUCCACUCCUACAGGGAAACACGAAGGAAGGAGGGCAUUGUGAAGCUGAAACCUCAUGAGGAGCCUCUCCGUUCUGAGAUCCUUAGUGGAAAAUUCACCAUCUUAAAUGUUCGGGACCCAACAGGAGCUUCCAUUGCCCUCUUCACUGCCAGAUUGCAUCAUCCCCACAAGUCAGUCCAACAUGUGGUACUUCAGGCUCUGUUUUACUUGCUCGACAGAGCUGUAGAUAGUUUUGAAACUCAGAGGAAUGGACUGGUAUUCAUCUAUGACAUGUGUGGUUCUAAUUAUACCAACUUUGAGCUGGAUCUUGGCAAGAAAGUCCUAAACCUGCUAAAGGGAGCAUUUCCUGCUCGUUUGAAGAAAGUGCUGAUUGUGGGAGCACCAAUAUGGUUCCGAGUGCCCUAUUCCAUCAUCAGCCUCCUCCUGAAGGACAAAGUCCGGGAGAGGAUUCAGAUAUUAAAGACCUCUGAGGUCACCCAGCACCUGCCCAGGGAGUGCCUUCCAGAAAACCUGGGUGGAUACGUCAAAAUUGACCUUGCCACUUGGAAUUUCCAAUUCCUACCCCAGAUGAACGGCCACCCAGAUCCCUUCGAUGAGAUCAUCCUGUUCUCCCUCCCUCCUGCCUUAGACUGGGACUCGGUACAUGUUCCGGGUCCCCACGCCAUGACCAUCCAAGAGCUGAUGGACUAUGUUAGCACCAGACAAAAGCGGGGGAUAUAUGAGGAGUAUGAAGACAUCCGCCGUGAGAACCCUGUUGGCACUUUCCACUGUUCUAUGUCUCCAGGAAACCUAGAGAAGAACCGCUAUGGGGAUGUGCCCUGCCUGGACCAAACGAGAGUGAAGUUGACAAAACGAAGUGGCUAUACUCAGGUAGUAAAGGAGUCUGGGUGUUUGGCCCAUGCUUUUGAUGGUCCUGGAUAUGAGACAGAUUACAUCAAUGCCAGUUUCAUGGAUGGCUACAAGCAGAAGAAUGCUUACAUUGGUACACAAGGCCCUUUGGAGAAUACCUAUCGUGACUUCUGGCUCAUGGUAUGGGAGCAAAAAGUCCUGGUGAUUGUCAUGACCACCCGCUUUGAGGAGGGCGGCAGGAGAAAGUGUGGCCAGUACUGGCCUUUAGAAAGAGACUCUCGGAUCCGAUUUGGCUUCCUCACGGUGACCAAUCUAGGCGUGGAGAACAUGAACCAUUAUAAGAAAACAACGUUAGAAAUUCACAACACGGAGGAACGGCAGAAACGCCAGGUGACCCACUUUCAGUUCCUGAGCUGGCCAGACUAUGGUGUCCCUUCCUCAGCAGCUUCUCUCAUUGACUUCUUAAGAGUGGUCAGGAACCAGCAGAGGCUGGCCGUCAGCAGCAUGGGUGCACGCUCCAAAGGGCAGUGCCCUGAGCCACCCAUUGUGGUCCACUGCAGUGCGGGCAUUGGCAGGACAGGUACCUUCUGUUCACUGGACAUCUGCCUGGCACAGCUGGAGGAGCUUGGCACCCUUAAUGUGUUCCAGACAGUGUCCCGCAUGAGGACCCAGAGGGCCUUCAGCAUCCAGACCCCUGAGCAGUACUAUUUUUGCUACAAGGCAAUCCUGGAGUUCGCAGAGAGGGAGGGCAUGGUGCCCUCCAGUCACAACCUCCUGGCCAUGGAGGGUCAGUAACUGUCCCACGAUCCUCCUACCUGCUGGCCAUCCUUCCUUAAACUACCCUGGACACCGCUGAGCCUGUAGGUUGCCACCAGUUACGCUGAAGCAAUGGACCAACCUUUUACUUGUGUCUCCUGGCGCACUCGUGCACGCAAGGCAGUCUUUCCCUUUGGCUAGAUAGAUGUGGUGAAGUUGCCACUAGAAAGGGCCAGCAGCAAUGUGUUCUUAAUUCCUAGCACCUGCUAUCGAACUGUGCCUUAUUAAAACCAAAUUGUGGCUAUCGGUUUUUGCCAGGGGCCCCGAGGUAAGUGGGGAAGGAACCUCCCUCCCCCCUUUCCCAAUGCCAUUCUUCUUCUCGAGGUCUCUUUCCCAUUCCUUCCCUUUGCUAGGAUUUGAUGGGGAGGUUUGGUGUGAGCAUCCACCCUCCUUCCCAGAGAGCUUGACCAAGUUACAUACUUUAGAGAACGUCCCCAGUGCCAAGCACGUUUAUACCUAGGGCGUGUAUUCCAGUCUUUUCUGUCAUUCUCUGUGUGUGUGUGUAUGUGUGCGCACUUACAUGUAUGGGUCCAUAUGUACGUGUGUAUAUAAUAUAUAUUGUAUGUGAUAAUAUGGUCGUAUUCUAUAAAUACAUAUACACAGAGAUACUCCUUUGUAGACGUUCCUGGGGUUCCGUGUUGCAGUUCAGGACUGCUUGCUUCUUGGACCCUACUGUUUAUCCUGGACUAGCUGGGGUUGGGGAUCAUAUCUCUUACUGUCAGACCGCAGAAUGGUGGAAGAGGACACACACAUCCACUCUUCAUGCUCCUGCCACAGGCCUUCAUUCUCACAUAAUGACUUAUCUCUUUCCAGGAGACUGCCUGUUGCAGCCGAGAAUUCUGGUUUGUGGUGACACUGGUUUAACUCAGCAUGAAUUGCUCUUAUCUGGUGAUUUUACUUUGUUUACUUUGCCAAUUUGAGGAAUAGACCUCCACUGUGAUUCCAGACCCCUCUUUCCUCUCACUGUCCCUUGGGGCUUGGGGUCUGGGAGUAGAAAUGAACUCACUGAGCAGUCAGAGCCAAGAGCAAUUGGUACGAAGUCUUAGAGGGAAAGAGAGGGAACCCAGGUGUGGGAGAAAGGAAACUACUAUGAGAAUCCCUCCUUGGGAGUGAGCUUUUUCUUUUCUAGAAAGUUCCUUUCCUUAUGCAACUUGGCCCUGUCCACUCAAAUGCCCAUCUCUUCCUGCCUAGCAGCCUGCCACACUUUGGAGCUCAAGCUGGGUGGGUUCUGUGUCAAUAAAAAGCUUGACCCCUGGCUGGGUGAGGCAGUUCCCUGCAAUCACUGUUUGCCCCCUAUUCACCCAACCUGUCCCUGUCUGCUCCCGGCCUCCCCAGCCUGAUGUGCCAGGGAUGGAAUCAAGAGUCCCCGGCACUCCACAUUCCCAGGAAAAUCCCAGGAACCCCUAAACCUUCCCCCAUCACAGAUGAGGUUGGCAGCUGAUCAGACCUCAAUAAUUUUAUACUGUAAUAAGCUCUUUGAAUGUAUAUAUUCUUAUUUUUACAAUCUCUUCAUUUUGUAUUUAACGUCAAUGGACUGAGUCAGAUUCAGAAAAUAAUUGUAAAUGUUCAUAUUCAAUAUCUUAUAGCAAUACAGUUUUGUAUUUACAUAUAAAUAUACCGACAUGAUCAAACCCUUUUAGCUUCAUCAAUUUAGUAGCAGUCUGGGGCUGGGAAGGUGAGGAGGGGGUCCAAGAGCUGGUCCGGGAGGGAUGGGGAGGCAGGGAGGGACCCGAGGCCUGGGUAUCUGAGACUCAGUUCUCAGAGCCAUCUACCUUGUCCAUAGGCCAUGGCCCUAGCUCUGGGCCGGCAAAGGGAACCACCAGUUGAAAUGCUGCUGGGUGCCAAUCUCUUAUGCUCAGUGCUUUUCCCCCCAUCACCUCAUUCAAACCUAGCAAUAAUCCAGUGAGAUUAUUAUUCUCACUACCUUCUAUUUCUGUAUAGAUGAGGAAGGUAAGGUCCGGAAGAUUACAGUGAUUUGCUCUGGAACUGGAGCUCAGGUUGCUGUGCUUACAAAGACUUUGGCCUCUUCACCGAAUUGCCCUUUCAAAGAUCAAGAUAGUGUUUUGACCUAGGAAACCAGAGGGUUUUUUGUUUUUUUGUUUUUGUUUUGUUUUGUUUUGUUUUGUUUUAGCUCUCCUUGCAGAGCAUAAGCCAUUCUUAAAUUCCAGGUAGUUGAUCCUGGCCCCAUGAUGCAUGUUGGGUAACAGAGUUGGGGACUGAUGCUCCCAGGUAGAACCUCCUGGUGUCAGGUCCUGAGGUCUCCAGAGUACCAAAGGGAUCUUCCUCCCAAGGAAACACCAUGUAUAGGGGUACACUGGUCUUUGUGGGAAGAUCUUCCAUCUCUCUUAGAAUGGAACCAGGAGCUUUGUCCAUGUAGCACCACUCCCUGUGCCAUGUAGCUACUCCUUGUUGACCAGUGACAGCCUGCCUAGUUGGGACAGUUCUGGCCUGGAGAGUGUGCAAAUAUUGGGAUGUUCUUAAUAAAAGUCAUAGCAGCCAACA
This is a messenger RNA of Leopardus geoffroyi (Geoffroy's cat), 5058 nucleotides long. RefSeq names its product protein tyrosine phosphatase non-receptor type 9 (gene PTPN9). Gene Ontology annotation, molecular function: protein tyrosine phosphatase activity. The record is from RefSeq and is a predicted model, not a curated record. The transcript is spliced from 14 exons. The coding region runs from base 700 to 2535 and encodes 611 amino acids. Gene Ontology annotation, biological process: protein dephosphorylation. NCBI's taxonomy places the organism in Eukaryota, Metazoa, Chordata, Mammalia, Carnivora, Felidae.